AUGAGGUUCUCACUCGCUACGCUUGCUCUUCCUGUUGCGGUCCAGGCCGCCCAUUUCUCCAAAUCCGAGUAUGCGUCUGGAGCAGUUCAUCAAAAGCUGAUGAAGCUGAAGGCGGACCAAUGGGAAAACGAUGCAGCUCAGGGUAAACAGGAUCCUCUUCAGUGGAAGUCAUGGAAGGCCAUGAAGGGUGCCAAUGCCACAAGUGUGCCUUGCAAGGACGGCCUUGCUGUAGUUGAAGCAGGCAAUGCAAACCAGACCUUUCGCUGUAAAAAUAUGGACUUUUACGACUUCCUCAGCCAUGCCGACAUGGGUGGCCCUGAAGGUCGGGGAAGCUCUUCUUGGGGCUGGAGGGCUGCAAACGGCCGCGAGUUUGCCAUUGUGGGCCAGUUCUCCGGUGCUGCAUUCGUCGAGAUCCUCAAGGAUGGCCAGAUGCAGUACGUGGGCCGUCUUCCAGCGCAGAGCGAGGGUGCGCGAUGGCGCGAGAUUCGAGUCCUCAAUGACUAUGUCAUUAUCGGCAGUGAGGCUGUCGGUCACAACGUUCAGAUCUUUGACAUGAAGAAGCUAUUGGACGUUGAUCCUGCCACGCCCAAGACAUUCGACCCCAAAACUGACCUGGUUGGAUUGUUCAGCGACCUGCCCAUUGGCCGCACUCACAACGUAGUUGUCGACUGGGACAACGAAUACAUUCUGGCUGUUGGCGCCCAGCCCCGCAACCAGACAUGCAAGGCCGGUCUUCAGUACAUUGACCUCUCCAACCCUAGCAAGCCCAGCUCUCCAGGAUGUUCUAGCCAGGACGGCUACGUUCAUGACGCUCAGUGCGUCACUUACAAUGGACCCGACCGCAGAUACCGUGGCCGCAACAUUUGCAUUGGCUACAACGAGGACACGAUGACUGUAUACGAUUCAACAAGCAAGGAUGGCAAUCCUGCCUCUGAAAUCUUAUCCACCCUCUCGUACCCGGGAGCGACAUACUGCCACCAGGGCUGGUGGACCGAGAGCAACUGGCAUCAGUACGUGCUGCUGAACGAUGAGCUCGAUGAAGUGGAGAAGGUUGGACCGGGUGCUUCGGGUCGCCCAGUUACCCACAUUGUUGACCUUACGGAUCUGCGCAACCCAAAGGCCACGGGAACAUUUUUUGCCACGGACCAGAAGGCAAUUGACCACAACCUGUACAUUGUGGACGGUCUGGCUUACCAGAGCAACUAUGGCGCUGGUAUCUGGGUUCAUGAUGUCAGCUCCAUCAGCAAGGACUCGACGGGCAAGGAUGUCACUGUCGAGGGCUUUUUCGACAUCUAUCCCGAGGAUGACGCUCAGGGUGGCGUGGUCGAGUUUGUGGGCACAUGGUCGCACUUUCUGUUCCCAUCAGGAUACAUCCUCGUCAACACGAUUGAGCGCGGUGCAUUCACCGUCAAGCUUGCAAGCGGACGUGGAGCUCAGCCUGGGCCUGGCCACGGCGGAAAGUCGACAGGAAGAGGCCGGGCGCGUUUUUAA
Molecule: messenger RNA, 1491 nt
Organism: Exserohilum turcica Et28A
Lineage: Eukaryota; Fungi; Ascomycota; Dothideomycetes; Pleosporales; Pleosporaceae
Exons: 5
Coding region: 1-1491 (496 amino acids)
Cellular component (GO): extracellular region
Source: RefSeq, a predicted model, not a curated record